Molecule: messenger RNA, 1084 nt
Organism: Penaeus monodon (black tiger shrimp)
Lineage: Eukaryota; Metazoa; Arthropoda; Malacostraca; Decapoda; Penaeidae
Gene: Dus4
Product: tRNA-dihydrouridine(20a/20b) synthase [NAD(P)+]-like
Exons: 6
Coding region: 29-1084 (351 amino acids)
Biological process (GO): tRNA processing
Molecular function (GO): flavin adenine dinucleotide binding; tRNA dihydrouridine synthase activity
Source: RefSeq, a predicted model, not a curated record
GAAAGCGCUACUUGCUUACCACACAAACAUGGAAACGGAGACGAAAAAUAGUAUAGAGAAGAACAAGGGAAUUGUUCCCUUUUUAAAACCUCUGGAUCUCUUCAGAAAUAAGCAAUUGGUCACAGUUUGUGCACCAAUGGUUAGAUAUUCGAAGCUGGCAUUUCGUUCCCUCGUGAGGAAGUACGGAUGUGACCUCUGUUUCACACCUAUGAUCAUUACUGACAGCUUCUUACAGUCAGUUCGGGCAAGACAUAGUGACUUCACCACAUCGACAGAUGAUCGUCCCCUUAUUGUCCAGUUUGCUGCCAGGAGUGGUGAAGACUGGGCUAAGGCUUCAAGUAUGAUUUCACCGUAUUGUGAUGGUGUAGACUUGAAUUGUGGUUGUCCACAGCGAUGGGCUAUGGCUGAGGGUUAUGGUGCUUGCCUCAUACACAAACCAGAACUCGUAGCUGACAUGAUUCGACAAACCCGUAGUACAGUAAUAGAUGCUGACUUUACUGUUUCUAUUAAGAUUCGAAUACAUAAAGAUUAUAAACAUACAGUGGAUUUUGCACGACAAAUGGAGGCAGCAGGUGCAAGCUUUAUCACCGUACAUGGACGUACCCAGGAUCAGCGAAGUGACCCAGUAUGCUUAGAUGCUAUAGCCGAUAUAAAGAAUGCUGUAAAAAUUCCUGUCAUUGCAAAUGGGGAUGUUCGGUCUUUGGAUGAUGCUGACAGGAUACAGAAAGUUACAGGAGUUAAUGGUGUGAUGGCUGCCAGAGGUAUACUUGAGAAUCCUGCCAUGUAUGCAGGGUAUGAGAGCACACCUUUAGAAUGUGUUAAGGACUUUGUUAACAUUGCUGUUUCAACUGGGACCCCUUUCAGCUGCUUUCACCAUCACCUAAUCUAUAUGCUGGAAAAGUCUCUUUCACGGUCUGAAAGAAGAUAUUUCAAUGUAUUAGGCAGCACAAGUGGUGUGAUUAGCUACUUAAAUGAGAAAUAUAUGAUUGAAUUUUAUAGUGAAUUUUAUUCUGAACCCUUACUACUAUGCAUUGUUUCUUCUUACUUCCAUGUGAUUGCUACUUUACCCCAAUAUACCCAUUAA